GUCGUCCGCCGGUUCCCGCCUAGAAAGCACCAAAUCCCUCACUCCACUCUCACCCCCAUCGAAAGAAUAGCCGCCAAAAUGUUCAAGAUCGCCAUCUGCUUGUUGGCCCUGGCCAGUGGAUCUCUGGCCGCCAGCAUUGGCCAGGUGGACAGCACCACCGAGAAACGCGAGAUUGUGCCGCUGCUGAAGUUCGAGACGAACAAGAACCCCGACGGUUCCUUCCACUUCAGCUACGAGGGCGGCGAUCAGUCCAUACGCCAGGAGCAGGGCGUGAUCGAGAACGCAGGCACAGAGGAUGAGGCCCUGGAGGUAUCCGGCAUGUACAGCUACAUCGAUGCCGAUGGCAACACCGUGGAGGUGCACUACACAGCCGGAAAGAACGGAUUCGUGCCCAUUGGCACCAUCAUUCCCAAGGAGAUCACCGAGCUGGCCAAGUCAGCUGCCCUGCUGCCCAAGGUUACCGAGGAUGAGCAGAAGUACCGCAGGGGCCGAUCCCAGGAAUCGGAAAACAAGGAGGCUGCUGUCGAGCAGGAAGCCGCUCCUGCCGAAAAGGAGGAGCCUGUGGUUGCCAGCGAAUCGGUUGCGCUGGAGAAAUCCGAGCCCCUGCCCGCCGAGUCCCAGCUGGUGCCCGUCCAGGUGCUGAUCGAUGCCGUGCCCGAGGCGGAGGUCAAGACCGCCGUCGUGGCUGAAACCGAGUCCGAGGCCGAGAAGAAGGUUGAGACCAAGACUGCCUAAGCUCUUCUAGAUAGUAGACUACCUAAGUAUUGUUUAAUUUAAAACCAAGUGCGCUCUAAUUUAACUGGCUAGCAAUAAAACGAUUCCU
This is a messenger RNA of Drosophila erecta, 823 nucleotides long. RefSeq lists its product as uncharacterized. Lineage: Eukaryota; Metazoa; Arthropoda; Insecta; Diptera; Drosophilidae. Gene Ontology annotation, molecular function: structural constituent of chitin-based larval cuticle. The transcript has a single exon. Gene Ontology annotation, cellular component: chitin-based extracellular matrix. The coding region runs from base 79 to 735 and encodes 218 amino acids. The record is from RefSeq and is a predicted model, not a curated record.